AUGAAUGAGAGGCCUAGAUAUGAUAACCCCCCUAAUCAAAACUUUAGUAGGCAAGCACCUAGAGGCCCUCCUAUGCAUGGAUCCUACCAAGGCUUCGGCCAAGGAGGUGGGUAUGAUAGUCAAGGCCGAGGUGGCUAUAGGGCGCAAGGCUAUCAAAGCCAAGCACCCUAUGGUCAAUCUCACGGUCUUGGAAAUCAAACCCAAUACAAUCAAGGUAGUUAUAAUCCUAACCAUCAAGGUGGAGGGGGUUACAACUAUUCUUAUGGGAAAUAUAGGGGUGCCUCUAGUGGGGGUUAUCCGUUGAACCCGGGAGGACAAUAUGGUGUUUCUCAAUUUCCUCCUCCCGGAUUCAAUGGGCCAAGGACCUAUGGCAACCAAUUCCAACAAAAUGCUAGUGGUUAUGGCAAUGCACCUCCACCGCUCCCUCCUCUCAAGUCUAACCUUGAGGAUCUUAUGGAGUCGUUCGUGGGGGCGCAAGCCAAGAAAAAUGUUGAGUUUGAAGAUGGAUUCAAGCAAUCCAACACUCACUUGAAAAUGAUCAAAACCGAACUAGCACAACUUGCUAGCACCAUCAAGGAACAACAAGUGCAUACUAGUCUCCCACCCUAA
This is a messenger RNA of Spinacia oleracea (spinach), 609 nucleotides long. RefSeq lists its product as uncharacterized. Lineage: Eukaryota; Viridiplantae; Streptophyta; Magnoliopsida; Caryophyllales; Amaranthaceae. Bases 1 to 609 code for a protein of 202 amino acids. The record is from RefSeq and is a predicted model, not a curated record. The transcript has a single exon.